GAAAUCCGCUUGGUACUUUCAUUCUACUUGUAUUUUGAGAUCUUAAACAUGCCAGAGCCAGCGAAGUCCGCGCCCGCCCCGAAGAAGGGCUCGAAGAAGGCAGUGACCAAGGCGCAGAAGAAGGACGGCAAGAAGCGCAAGCGCAGCCGCAAGGAGAGCUACUCCGUCUACGUGUACAAGGUGCUCAAGCAGGUCCACCCCGACACCGGCAUCUCGUCCAAGGCCAUGGGCAUCAUGAACUCCUUCGUCAACGACAUCUUCGAGCGCAUCGCCGGCGAGGCGUCGCGCCUGGCGCAUUACAACAAGCGCUCGACCAUCACGUCGCGGGAGAUCCAGACGGCCGUGCGGCUGCUGCUGCCCGGGGAGCUGGCCAAGCACGCCGUGUCCGAGGGCACCAAGGCCGUCACCAAGUAUACCAGCUCCAAGUGAAUUUGGCAAAGUCAAGUACAAUGAUGAAGAUUGGAUGAAUCACAGACGUGAAUCAAUGAGUCUCUUUUUGCCAAGAGGGGCAAAUAGCCUUUAGACUUAUCUUUUCUACCACUUACCACUGCUGGACACUGUUUCAUCUCACAAAUCACCCAGUGAAAUAUGAUAGCUACUGGAAGAUCACCAGAAGCAUUAAAAGAAUCAAGAAAGACCAAUAAGCACCUGGCUAAAAUAUUGGGUUUUUUUCUGAGUAUAAAAAUAAUGUUAGUGGUAGAAAUUUUUGAAAAGAGAAACAUAAAAAGAAGAAAAUUAAAAUAACUCCUAGUGUCUCCUAUUGUUUUUAUACAGAUGUGAGGUAGCUACCCAUAAGAAUAUGAAUGUAUAUUAUAAUGUACAUAUAAUAAAUAAAUAUCAUGGUACAAAUAUGCAUAAAUAAAUUUUAGGUGACUAAAUGUGGUUAGAAACACAAUUUUUAUGGAUAUGUAUUUUAUGGUUGUAUCAUUACUUAUGUAAUUAGUUUUCUGUUUUUGACUAUUUUGAUUGACUCCCAUUUAUAUGCCAUGUAGAUCCUGCAAAUUGUAAAUUUUCUUGCAUUUUCUUUUAGGAGAAAGACUUGAUUUAACAACUGGCACAGGUCAUCUUUUAUUUGUUUUUAUGGUAUUUUUUCAGUUAUCUAAGGCAAAAUAUGAAUCAUGGUUCUUUAUCUGGGUUAUAAAUUAUAGUCUAGGAAUUUCCUAAACUCACCAGUUGUGUGUUAUUUUUAAAGCAAUAGAAUGCUAUAUACCCUGUCAACCUCUAAAUAUAAGGCUCAACCUGAUCUACUUUCUGACCCAUAAGCUAUUGAUAUUUAAGGACACAAAAGUUUGGAGAUCAUCAAAAGUCAGAGAAUCCAAACAGAUAUAUAAGAUUAGGGUGCUCAGAAAAAUGGACCUAUAAUCUUGUUAUGAUUUAUAUCUAAAAUGUGUCUUUUAAAUUCAGAACUUGGAUUUUGUAAAGUGAUUGGACCAUGGGAGCACUAAACUUACCAGUGAAUUAAUCCACCAAUGAGUUCCCAACUCAAAGCUUUAUUAGGAGUUGGGGUCUGGUUGCAAGGGAGAAGGUCACCAGGGACAUAAUCUGAAAAGAUGUAUCCUUGUCCUGGCUCCUUUCCUCUUUGUUUGUAUCCUCACCACCAUGGAUUGAGCAGCUUUCCUCUGCCAUGCCCUUCUACAUUGCUGUUUUUGCCUUGGAGCCAGUCAAUUAUGGACUGAACACUGAAUCCAUAAGCCAAAAUAAAUCUCUCUUCCAGUAAGUUGCUGGUGUCAGGUAUUUUAUCUCAGUGGUGGGAAAGAGACUAAUACAUUCCCUACAGAUAUACUCCAAAAUGAGGAUCACAGUCCAUUGGUGGGGUGCAAAAUCAUUCUCAUGAUGUGAAACAAGUAGUUUUUAAAAAAAUAAAAUUGAUUAAUGCAAGUGCUUAA
Molecule: messenger RNA, 1886 nt
Organism: Heterocephalus glaber (naked mole-rat)
Lineage: Eukaryota; Metazoa; Chordata; Mammalia; Rodentia; Bathyergidae
Product: histone H2B type 1-C/E/F/G/I
Cellular component (GO): nucleosome
Molecular function (GO): DNA binding; structural constituent of chromatin; protein heterodimerization activity
Source: RefSeq, a predicted model, not a curated record